AUUCAACUUCGGGCUACGAAUUUAGAAAUUUUCUACGUAGUCAUCUCUAAUGUAGAGCAACUCUGUUACAUGAAGUUUUCUGGUGAAAGUACAGGUUUGUUGAUAAUGUACGACGAACAGCAGAAAAUCCUUCGAAGAAAUUAUGUCACUCUGGUAGACGAGCUGGAUCCGAAUGAAGUUUUUGAUUAUUUACAACAAGAUGGAAUAUUUACUGAAAGUGACCAUGAACUUAUCAAUACGGGUAAAACAAGAAAGGAAAGAUGUCGGAAGCUGCUGGGAAUUCUUCCUACUCGUGGUCCAGACGCGUAUUAUUCUUUUAAGAAUGCUUUAAAACAGAGCUGUUCACAUCUAGAAGAAUUAUUGCACGGAACGGAAAGUACUGUGGCCAGAUAUGAAUGUGUCGAUGGCUGCGAGAGUAUAAGAAACAGUCCCCCUUCAAAAGAAAGAAAACAUAAAGUAUGUUUGAAUUGUCAGCCGUUUAUUCCAGUUUACAUUGUCGACCCAAGUUUGAGAACAGCAAUACAAGAAAACUGUUGUUUGAUAUUACAAAAUGUAGAAGUGAACGACCUCUUAGAUUUGUUGUACCAAGAAUCCAUUUUAGAAGGACAUGACUAUGAAUCGAUAAAAUCAGAGAAAACCCGAAGAGACAGAUGCAUUGCCCUGUUAAAGAAGCUAUCAACAUGUGGCCAUGACAACGUUUUUAACAUUUUUAGAGAGUCACUACGACAAAAGUAUGGUUACAUAGCACAAAGACUUAGGGAAAUAAAAGUAGAGAUUCCAGUCGUUCCUAAGCAUUCAGAAGAAGAGAUUGGUGAGGAAUGUUCUCAUCCAAUUCUCCUUGAAGUGAUGCGUAGGGGUCUUGGAGUCAGUAAAGUGAAAACACCUACAUCAGUGUCAACACUUUUGAUCCCAAAUCUGGAUAUGUCUUUCUUAACGAAUUCUGAAGCAAAAGGCGUCUACAAUACCGACAAUUUAGAUUUUAGGGUCACAACUAACGUCGAAUUAUCGAGUUAUGAUCGGUAUUUUCACACAACCAAAUACCCUGGAAACUAUUCUUCUCGAUCAUUGAAGAACACGCAGUGUCAUCAAACAACAAUUUAUUCGGAUACAUCCGAAGAGGACAUUGCGAGAAAUAUAGUACAUAAAAAGCAGGAGGAAAGGAUUAAGCGUCAAAGAAAAAAACUAUCUUCUAAGUCCAAAUUUACGGAAAGUAUGUCAUUAGUUCCGACUCAUUUCAAUGUGUUACCACAGUCAAGAAAUUUACAUAAAAGAGGUCACGAAAUUGUGUUCAACUCUCUAAGUACAUUAAUAAAUCAAGGACGGUAUGAUCAAUUUGAGAAGUGUGCGGUGGAAAUUCGACUAAAACAAGGCAGUGAUAAGGAUAUAUCGUGUACUCUUGAUUACCUGUUCGCUAGCCGGUUCUUGCAUUCAGUGGAUGUGGAUUCUGCUAAAAGAUACAUAAAAACUGGGUUUAAAUUAGCACGACAAACAAAUAAUCCAAAAUAUUUUACUUUAGAAUUACUAACAUCUCAAACGCGAAUGUUAAGUAUCAAGAAAAAGUUUGAAAAACUACAGAGAACUCUAGAUGAUGCCAAAAUGAUGAUUGAGGCAGAUCCUACCAGUUGUACAGGACGAGCGGCUGGCUGGUUGUAUAUGAAUGACGUUAAACAUAUUAUGGUACAAAUAUCAAUGUUGAACACCCAAAGAUCAACCUAUCCAUCCGUGUACGAACAUCUUUACAAAAUAGCCAAGAAAAGCUGUGAGAAAUCCUUGGAUAAUUUUAAGCGGGAAGAAGGAAAUGACGGACCAUUUGGGUUCGGUUUUGCUUUGUGCCGACUCAUCAUUUUGUUACUUCGCUGUGGAGACAGGGGCCUGUAUAGAGAAGACGUACUGCCAAGUGUUGAAGAUAUUGAACUUGCUGGAAAGUAUCUGCGUCAACUGGAAGAUUCUGACAUUCCGAUUACAGCAUUUUUAAAAGUCCCUCUCCUCUUAGCAAAGAGUGACUAUCAUUAUCGUCGGAAACAUGUACUCAGGGCUUUAGAAUAUGCCGAAGAAGCAUUCCUUCUUGCAGUUAACAACAGUAUUUUAGAAUUCAAGGAACAAGCUCAAAAUAGAAUAACUUUCCUGCAUUCAAAGAUGGAUGCCGAAUUGCUCACAGAUUCAAUUGAUCUUUCAGCUGAAAUGGAUUGCUCUAGUGGAUGAUGUAGAUCCCAAAGAUGUAUGUAAUCAUUUGAAAGAAGACGACGUACUCAAACCAACUGAUUGUGAACGAAGAAACACAGGAGAAAAAGGAAAGAACGAUGUUAAUUGUUACUAGAAAUCCUUCCACGCCAAGGUGGAAGUAUUUAUUUGAUAGAACAGCUGUGUUAAUGUCGCAAUAAUGUGGUAUUUCCCGUUCUCAAGGAGUCACUUAUUAGGAGAUAUAAACAUCUAUUCCACAGACUACAGGAAACUACUAAAACAUAUAACUAUAUCUGUAAUAAAGGCGAAGUGAAUCACUAGGGUGAUGGUGGAAAAAUGGAGAAGUUACCAACAUUCCAGGACAUACAAUUAGCCCAAAUGACUCUCGGUUUAGUCACUUUACCAAGUCUUACUCAAAGAAAUGAUUUCCAACAGCAUAUAUACAGUUUGGUGAAGAAAAGUUUGUCCAAACACUAUUAAAAGGGACUGUGAUUCUUGUUAAAAGUAUUGCUUAACGAAAGAACAAGAAAAGUUUGAAACCAAAAAGUUACAGAUACAAGAUUUUAACCAAAUAUAUGAAUUAAAUACAUUUAAACUCUUCAUACUGUCAAGUAUUUGCCAAACAUUACAAGCUGCGCAGUAGAUAUCAAGUGACGGACUCCAACAACCUGAGUAAUUUCAUCAACCAAGGACUUUACAUCGAGUGUGAGGCAAACGCAAUGGAAAUUCGACAAAGACAGGGGCUUGAAUUGGACAUGGUGUGUAUUCUUGACUAUCUGCAAGCCUCAAGUUUCCACAAACAGCAGAUAUAGAAUCUGGUAAGAAAUACAUCAAAUCUGUAUUGACUAUUCCAGGAAACAAGUUAUCCUGCGUAUUUUCCAUUGGAAUUACUCACCUCAUGGAAACUCCGGAGCAUACUAGCUGACGUUGAAAUGACUAUAGAAUCUAAUCCUACAUUUUGUACUGGGCAAGCUACAUUGACAAUGUUCUGUUUGUAAUAGUUAUUGACAAUGUUCUGUUUGUAAUAGUUAUUGACAAUGUUCUGUUUGUGAUAGU
This is a messenger RNA of Ylistrum balloti, 3237 nucleotides long. RefSeq lists its product as uncharacterized. The transcript has 3 exons. Bases 70 to 2202 code for a protein of 710 amino acids. Gene Ontology annotation, molecular function: protease binding; death domain binding. NCBI's taxonomy places the organism in Eukaryota, Metazoa, Mollusca, Bivalvia, Pectinida, Pectinidae. The record is from RefSeq and is a predicted model, not a curated record. Gene Ontology annotation, biological process: regulation of apoptotic process.